AUGGAAACUUAUUUAUAUGAGUUUAUUGAAGCUUUCACUCAUUUAAUGCUUUAUAUAAUGAGCAUAUAUUCUUCUGAAUAUUUUGAAAAAAAGAGAAAGUUCAAUACUUUAGUUUGGCAUUGUGUAAAUAAUCAGAUCGAGGUAUAUAUACAACAGGCACUAAACCCUAUAAAAAAAUUUAUUUUAGAUAAAAGUUUAUACAAAUAUAGACUAAUUUUUAAAAAUUUAAAAGAUCAAGUAUUAAAAAUAUAUACCAUCGAAUUUGAACAAUUUUAUAAAACUCAUAGUACAGAAAUUAGUUAUUCUUCCAUCGAAAAUUUUGUUUGGGAUUUCUUUACAUAUGCUGAAAUGUGCCUAGCCGAGCAAAAUAAUAUAGAGAAGACAUUUGAAAUUGCCUUCGAUUUAAUGAAAGACUAUGAAGACAAUCCCAAAAUAAAAGAGAGCUUAAAGGAUGAAUGGGAAUUAAUAACUCACCAAAGUCAAAAUAUAUACAAAAAACAAAUUUUAAAAAGUAUGUACGCUUCUGAUAAUAAUGAUCCUAGAGUUGUAUGCCAAAUAUACGUGGAAAGUUGUCUAGAGUAA
Molecule: messenger RNA, 582 nt
Organism: Plasmodium vinckei vinckei
Lineage: Eukaryota; Apicomplexa; Aconoidasida; Haemosporida; Plasmodiidae
Product: HORMA domain protein, putative
Exons: 7
Coding region: 1-582 (193 amino acids)
Source: RefSeq, a predicted model, not a curated record